AUGGAAAAUGUUGAUCAAAUGAUUCUUGAUUCGUUUGCAAAUGAAUUAAAUUGUUCUUUUUCAACCAACAAAGAAUUUCAAAAUUUGUCAGAUUUGGGGCCAAAUCAAAUCAUUGAAGGAGUAAUUCGCUGCCUUUGGAAAUGCAAUCCUAGUACAAUAACAACUAUUCCAAGUUAUAAAAUGCCUGGGAAUGCUGUAGAUCGAUUCAAAAUUGCUACAAAAAUAGCUCAAGAAAUUAAGUCGCUUGGAAUUAAUGAUUCACAAAUUGGUUAUCAAACACUUUUAUAUCCAAAUGUUUUUGAGAGCAGACGUAUUUUUCUUGCAUUAUUCGAACGAUUGCCAAAAGAGAAGGUUGUGGUUGAUGAAAUGAAACGAACCCCAUUGGAGCAGUUAAAAUUUAAUGUUGGUGAAGUUAUUGCUAAACAACUAUCAGAACAUUGGACACCCGAAUUUUGUCGAUUUUAUGACCUUAAAAGGAUUGGAAGGUUUUGGCAUACACGAGGAGAGGAUACUUUUGGAAGGAAUGAAGAAAAAUUUAAAGAAGGAAAUAUAGAAAAAGAAGAAAAAUCUGUUUUGGAGAAUUUGGAACAACCAAAAAUUGGAGAGAAACCAAAAUUGCCUCCAAAACCUAAAUUAGCCGCCAAACCUACUAUUAGCGACGAACAAAAAGAAAUAUUAUUGUCAGCAACUCCAUCAACUUCUCAACUUUCUACUGGUAUAGAAGAUUUGGCUGAACAAAUUUCUUCUAAACGUUCGAAUUUAUUGGAAAGUCAAGAUGUUCUUUUGAGUCUUCAACAACAAAUUGCUCAACUAACCGAGCAAAUCCAAAAUAAACAAGAAACUACGAACUUAAACGAUAAACGACUUUUAGCUCUUUUGGAAGGAGGGGAUGCCGAGGAGAACUUGGAAAAAUUGAGGAGUUUUGUAGCAACAGCAGAAGAACGACGUUUAGCAUUGGAAGAAAAAUUUAUGGAAGCAAAAGCUGAACUUCUUGAACGAUUAGAAAGUGCUAAAAGUGUUACAAAAGACAAUUAUCCCGAAUCUUAUGAUCGAAAUAUUAUUAAUGAACUUGAGGAAGAAUUUGAAAGAAAGAAAAGAAUUCAGGCAAAAUUGUUAAAAGAAUUACAAAAAUCCUCAACAUCAGAAAAUAAUGGAAUUAAAUCGGAAAAUCGUAAAAAGAUGUUAGAUAAAAUUUUGGAGAUUAAUGCAAUGGUUGUUAAACAAAAUGAGCAAAUAAGAAAGGUUUUUUUUAAUUUUUGGAUACAUUCCACCUUCCCUUAG
Meloidogyne enterolobii is the source of this 1281-nucleotide messenger RNA. The record is from the annotation of a GenBank genome assembly. Lineage: Eukaryota; Metazoa; Nematoda; Chromadorea; Rhabditida; Meloidogynidae.